CAUCCGGCCCCGGCCCCAGGGCUCCUCCCCAGUCUACGAGUGUCCAGCAGAGGGUGCAGGCUUCAGAGUGCAGUCUGUGCAGGAGGCGAUGGAGGUGAUGUUCAAGACGGAGGUGGAGGCGGGAGCCAGCGGCUACAGCGUCACAGGUGGUGGAGACCAGGGGAUCUUUGUCAAGCAAGUGCUGAAGGACUCCUCUGCGGCCAAGCUCUUUAGCCUGAGAGAAGGUGACCAGCUGCUCAGUGCCACCAUAUUCUUUGAUGACAUUAAGUAUGAAGAUGCACUCAAGAUCCUGCAGUACUCAGAGCCAUACAAGGUGCAGUUCCAGAUCAAACGGCAACUCCAUGCUGCCAAGGACCAGCAGGACAAAGAGGCUGCAGAACGGUGUGCAGAGAUACCCACAAAGGCCCUGGAGGAGGAUGGAGACCGGGAAAGGCUCAUUGCCAAGCCCAGGGAGGCCCGAGGCAGGAGGCCCCGGGAGAGGCUCUCCUGGCCCAAGUUCCAAGGCAUGAAGGGCAAGCAGGGGCCAGGGCCCCGGCGCUCACAUAGCUCCUCUGAGGCCUAUGAGCGUGGGGGUGCACGGGAAGUGUCCCCCACCAGCACAGACACAGAGUUCCAGUUCCCAGCUGAGGACUGGGAGCAGAAGGCAGGGACAGGUGGUCAGAGGAGGAGGAGAAGGUUUCUGAACCUGAGGUUCAAGAUGGGCUCCAGGCCGGAGCGGACUGCCACAGGGUACCUGGACCGAGAGGCACUUGGUGGACUGGAAACAGGCAGCAUGCUGGAGGAGAAGCCAGAGGACACAGGGACUACACCGAGUGGCAGGAGCCAGGAGAAGGUACGGAUGCAAGAGGCCAGGCAAGCGUUGACCACGCAGCAGGCCACGGAGCUCAGCUUCACUGGAAAAGGGGAACAAGACACAGCCAGGCCACAAAGGAAGAUGAAGCAGCUGAAAGCCAGAGAGGAGAUAACCACAUACAUAAAAGCCAGAGCCCUGCCAGCCCCAGGAGGGAGCAAGGACCAAGAAUGGGAGGAAAGCCUAGAAAAUGGAUUCAUGACUAUGUCUCCCCAAGACACAACAGUCACAGCAGGGACACAGGAAAAAUCCCAAGAAAUCCAGGUCCGAAUACACGAACUAAAGAUCCCCAAGUUUACAUUUCCUGGGGAAAAAGUACAGGAGAUUGGAGAAGAGAUUGGAGAAAAGAUUGGAGGACUGCAGCAGACCAGGCCAGUGACAUUUACAGCCCAGGAUGGACACAAGGCAGAGAAAGAAGCAGAAACUAAUGGACAGCAAGCACAACAACAAACAGUACCAGGAGAAGAAAAACAUGAGAUCUCAAAACUGAGGGGAAAACAGAGAGACGAAGGUGAAGAGACACAGAAAGAAUGGGGGAAAGAAAAGACUAAAUUACCAAUGACAAAAAGCCCAGAAUUUGGGUGGUCAGAAAAAAAGGAAGGAACAACAGAGAGAAGAAAGGACACUACAGGAAAACAAAAACAAAAAAUAACAUACAGAGAAAAAGAGGAGACAAGCAAGAGUAGAAGGGUGGACUUGCAGGGACUCGAGGUGGACAUCAAGGGUGUCACACCGGAGAUGAAAGGCUCGAAGCAUGAGGUGGGCACAUCCCAGGUGUCACUGGCCAGCAUGGAGGUGGACGCCCAGGCUGCUGGCGGCAAACUGGAGAGCGUAGAGGCAGCCAAAGACAGCAAGUUUAAGAUGCCCAAGUUCAAAAUGCCCUCCUUUGGCAUAUCGACCUCUGCAAAGUCAACUAAGGCUUCCCUGGAGGUGUCCACUCCCAAAUUAGAGACUGACGUGAUUCUGCCCACCAUCCAAAGUGAACUAAAAAUGCCUGAGGUCAGUGCUCAGCUGCCCUGCCCUGAAGUGGACCUGCAGGCCAGCCAGGUGGAAAUGAAGCUUCCCGAGGACGAGCUAACCACCAGGGGUGGAGGCCUGAAAGGGCAGGUGCCCAAGGUGCAGAUAGGUAGCAUCAAGAUGCCCAAAGUGGACCUCAAAAGCCCACAGGUGAACAUCAAGGGUCCCAGAGUGGAGUUGAAAGGACCCAAGGGCAAGGUGGGUGAUCCUGAGCUGGAGGUGUCACUGCCCAGUGAGGAAGUGGACAUCCAGGCUGCCGGUGGCAAGCUAGAAGGUGAAGUGGAGGCCAAAGAGAGCAAGUUCAAGAUUCCCAAGUUCAAGAUGCCGUCCUUUGGCAUGUCAGCAACUGGCAAGAUGCUCGAGUCCUCGCUGGAGGUCUCCACACCCAAGCUGGAGGCAGACAUGGACCUACCCACCAUCCAGGGUGAAGUGAAGACCCCUGAGGUCAGCAUUCAGCUGCCUUCCACUGAUACAGACCUGCAGGCCAGCCAGGGUGGUGUGAAGGUGCCCAAAGCAGAGCUGUCCACCAGGCAUCCAGACCUCAAAGGGCACCUGCACAAGGUGCACAUGCCCAGCAUUGAGAUGCCAAAAGUAGACCUCAAGGGACCCCAGAUGGACAUCAAGGGCCACAGAGUGGACAUGAAAGGACCCAAGGGUGAGGUGGGUGAUUCCGAGGUGGAGGUGGCACCACCCAACUUGGAGGUGGUUGUCCAGGCUUCCAGCAAAAAGCUGCAGGGUGAAGUGGAGGCCGAAGACAGCAAGUUCAAGAUGCCAUCCUUUGGGGUGUCCACCACUGACAAGACUCUCAAGGCCUUGCAUGAAGCACCCACCCCCAAGCUGGAGGCCAAUGUGGACCAACUCGCCAUCCAGGGUGAAGUGAAGACCCCUGAGGUCAGCAUUCAGCUGCCCUCCACCGACAUGGACCUGCAGGCCAGCCAGGGGGGUGUAAAGAUGCCCGAGGCAGAGCUGUCCAUGGGGGUUCCAGGCCUGAAAGGGCAGCUGCACAAGGUGCACAUGCCCAGCAUCAAGAUGCCCAAAGUGGACCUCAAGGGCCCACAGGUGGACAUCAAGGGCCCCAGCAUGGACUUGAAAGGAGCCACGGGUGAGGUGAGAGCUCCCGAGGUGGACGUGUCACUGCCCAGCAUGCAGGUGGAUGUUCAGCCUGCAGGCGGUAAAUUUGAGGGGAAUUUGGGGGCCAAAGAGAGCAAGUUCAAGAUGCCCAAGUUCAAGAUGCCCUCCUUCGGCAUGUCAGCCCCUGGCAAGACCCUCGAGGCCUCACUGGAAGUAUCCAAGCCCAAGCCGGAGGCUGACGUGGACCUGCCUGCCAUCGAGGGUGAGGUUGAGACCCCUGAAGUCGGCAUUCAGCUCCCCUCCACCAACGUAGAUCUGCACCGUGGUCAGGUGGGUGUGAAGCUGCCCAAGGCAGAGCUGUGCACAGGGCAUCCAGGCCUCAAAGGGCACCUGCCCAAGGUUCAGAUACUCACCAUGAAGAUUCCUAAAGUGGACCUCAAGGGCCCGCAGGUGGACAUCAAGGGCCCCAGAGUGGACUUGAAAGGAGCCAAGGGUGAGGUGGGCGCUCCCGAGGUGGAUUUGUCACUGCUCAGCAUUCAGACGGAUAUUCAGGCCUCAGGAGGCAAGCCUGAAGAUUUUGGGGCCAAAGAGAGCAAGUUCAAGAUGCCAAAGUUCAAGAUGCCCUCCUUCACCAUGUCUGCCACCGACAAGAUCCUCAAGUCCUCCCUGGAGGUCUCCAAACCCAAGCUAGAGCAUGACGUGGACCUACCUGCCAUCCAGAGUGAAGUGAAGACCACUGAGGUCAGCAUUCAGCUACCCUCCACUGACAUGGGCUUGCAGGCCAGCCAGGUGAGUGUAAAGAUGCCCGAGGCAGAGCUGUCCACAGGGGGUCCAGGCCUGAAAGGGCAGCUGCCCAAGGUGCCCAUGCCCAGCAUCAAGAUGUCUAAAGUGGACCUCAAGGGCCCACAGGUGGACAUCAAGGGCCCCAGAGUGGAGUUGAAAGGACCCAAGGGUGAGGUGGGUGAUCCUGACCUGGAGGUGUCACUGCCCAGCGCGGGGGUGGACCUCCAGGCUGCCGGCGGCAAGCUGCAGGGUGAAGUGGAGGCUAAAGACAGCAAGUUCAAGAUGCCCAAGUUCAAGAUGCCCUCAUUUGACCUGUCAGAGCCCAGCAAGCCAAGUGAGGCCUCCCUGGAGGUCUCCACACUCAGUCUGGAGGCCGAUGUGGAACUACCCGCCAUCCAGGGUGACAUAAAGACCCCUGAGGUCAGCAUUCAGCUGCCCUCCACCAAUAUGGACCUCCAGGCCAGCCAGGUGGAUGUAAAGAUACCUGAGGUACAGCUGUCCAUGGGGGGUCCAGUCCUCAAAGGGCACCUGCCCAAGGAUGAGAUGCUGAAAGUGGACCCCAAGGGACUGCAGGUGAACAUCAAAGGCCUAAGAGCAGACUUGAAAGGACCGAAGGAUGAGGUGGGCGUUCCUGAGCUGGAGGUGUCAAUGCCCUGCUUGGAGGUGGACAUCCAGGCUGCCAGUGGCAAGCUGGAAGGUGAAGUGGAGGCCAAACACAGCAAGUUCAAGUUGCCCAAGUUCAAGAUGCCCUACUCUGGCCAAUCACCCCCCGGCAAGUCCCUCGAGGCCUCGCUAGAAGUGUCCACACCCAAGCUGGAGGCCGACAUGGUUCUACCCAUCAUCCAGAGUGAAGUUAAGACCCCUGAGGUCAGCAUUCAGCUCCCCUCCACCGAUGUAGACCAGCAGAGUGGCCAGGUGGGCAUGAAGCUGCCCAAGGCUCAGCUGCCCACUGGGCAUUCAGGCCUCAAAGGGCACCUUCCCAAGGUUCAGAUACCCACCAUGAAGAUUCCUAAAGUGGACCUCAAGGGCCCACAGUUGGACAUCAAGGGCACCAGAGUGGAACUGAAAGGAGCCAAGGGUGAGGUGGGCACUCCCGAGGUGGACAUGUCACUGCCAAGUGCUCAGAUGGAUGUUCAGGCUGCAGGAGGUAAGCCUGAGGAGCAUUUGGAGGCCAAAGACAGCAAGUUCAAGAUGUCCAAGUUCAAGAUGCCAUGCUUUGAUGUGUCCACCACUGACAAGACUCUCGAGGCCUCACAUGAAGUGUCCAUGCCCAAGCUGGAGGCAGAUGUGGACCUACCCGCCAUCCAGAGUGAUGCGAAGACCCCUGAGGUCAGCAUUCAGCUCCCCUCCACCGACAUGGACCUGCAGGCCAGCCAGGGGGGCGUGAAGGUGCCCAAGGCAGAACUGCCCACCAGGCAUCCAGACCUCAAAGGGCAGCUGCCCAAUGUGCACAUGCCUAGCAUCAAGAUGUCCAAAGUGGACCUCAAGGGCCUACAGGUGGGCAUCAAGAGCCCCAGAGUGGACUUGAAAGGAACCAAUGGUGAUGUGGGCUCUCCUGAGGUGGAUGUGUCACUGCCCAGCAUUCAGGUGGAUGUUCAGGCAGCAGGCAGCAAGCCUGACGGGGAUUUUGGGGCCAAAGAGAGCAAGUUCAAGAUGCCCUCCAUCAGUAUGUUGGCCCCUGGCAAGUCCCUUGAGUCCUUGCUGGAAGUAUCCACACCCAAACUGGAGGCCGACGUGGACUUACCAACCAUCCAGGGUGAUGCAAAAACCCCUGAGGUCAGCAUUCAGCUUCCCUCCAUGAACAUGGACGUGCAGGACAGCCAGGUGGGCAUGAAGCUGCCUGAGGCAGAACUGCCCACCGGGCAUCCAGGCCUGAAAGGGCAGCUCCCCAAGGUGCACAUGCUGAGAAUCAAGAUGCCUAAAGUGGACCUCAAGGGCCCACAGGUGGACAUCAAGGGCCCCAGCGUGGACUUGAAAGGAGCCAACAGUGAUGUGGGCGCUCCCGAGGUGGACAUGUCACUGCCCAGCGUUCAGGUGGAUGUUCAGGCCUCAGGCAGUAAACUUGAGGGUGAUUUGGGGUCCAAAGAGAGCAAGUUCAAGAUGCCCAAUUUCAAGAUACCCUCCUUUGGUGUAUUGGCACCCAGCAAGUCCCUUGAGUCCUCGCUGGAAGUAUCCACACUCAAGUUGGAGGCCGAUGUGGACCUACCCGCCAUCCAGGGUGAUGCAAAGACCCCUGAGGUCAGCAUUCAGCUGCCUUCCCAUGACAUGGACCUCCAGGCCACCCAGCUGAGCAUGAAGUUGCCUGAGGCAGAGAUGCCCAUUGGGCAUUCAGGCCUCAAAGGGCACCUUCCCAAGGAGACGAUGCCCAAAGUGGACCUCAAGGGCCCACAGGUCGACAUCAAAGGCCCCAGAGUGAAUUUGAGAGGACCCAAGGGUGACAUGAGAGUUCCCAAGCUGGAGGUGUUGCUGCCCACUGUGGAGGCGGACAUCGAGUCUGCCGGCGGCAAGCUGGAAGGUGAAGUGGAGGCAGAAGACAGCAAGUUCAAGAUGUCCUUCUUUGGCAUGUCGGCACCCGAAAAUACCAUUGAGUCCUCUCUGGAGGUAUCCUCGCCCAAGCUGGAGAAUGAUGUGGACAUACCCACCAUCGAGGGUGAUGUGAAGACUCCUGAGGUCAGCAUUCAGUUCCCCUCCACCAACAUGGACCUGCAAGCCGGCCAAGUUGGAGUGAAGCUGCCUGAGGCAGAGCUACCCCCUGGCCAUCCAGACCUGAAAGGGCAGCUGCCCAAGGUUCAGAUGCCCAGCAUCAAGAUGACUAAAGUGGACCUCAAGGGUCCAGAGGUUGACAUCAAGGGCACCAGUGUGGAUUUGAAAAGACCCAAGGGUGAGGUGAGAGCUUCUGAGAUGGACGUGUCACUGGCAAGAAUUGAGGUAGAUGUUCAGGCCUCAGGUGGUAAACUUGAGGGAGAUUUGGGGGCCAAAGACAGCAGGUUCAAGAUGCCCAAGUUCAAGAUGCCCUCCUUUGGCCAAUCAGCCCCCAGCAAGUCUCUUGAGGCCUCACUGGAAGUUUCCACACCUAAGCUGGUGGCCGACGUGGUCCUACCCACCAUCCAGAGUGAAUUUAAGACCCCUGAGGUCAACAUUCAGCUCCCCUCCACUGACGUAGACCAGCAGAGUGGCCAGGUGGGCAUGAAGCUGCCGGAGGCACAGCCUUCUACCAGGCAUCCAGGCCUCAAAGGGCACCUGCCCAAGGUUCAGAUACCCACCAUGAAGAUUCCUAAAGUUGAUCUCAAGGGCCCACAGUUGGACAUCAAGGGCCCCAGAGUGGAAUUGAAAGGAGCCAAGGGUGAGGUGGGCACACCCGAGGUAGAUGUGUCACUGCCCUGUGUUCAGAUGGAUGUUCAGGCUGCAGGAGGUAGGCUUGAGGAGCAUUUAGCGGGCAAAGACAGCAAGUUCAAGAUGCCUAAGAUCAAGAUGCGGUCCUUUGGGAUGUCCACCACUGACAAGACCCUCGAGGCCUUGCAUGAAGUGUCCAUGCCCAAGCUGGAGGCCAACGUGGACCUACCCGCCAUCCAGGGUGAUGUGAAGACCCCUGAGGUCAGCCUUGAGCUGCCCUCCACCAACAUGGACCUGCAGGCCAGCCAGGGGGGUGUAAAGACGCCUGAGGCAGAGCUGUCCAUGGGGGGUCCAGGCCUGAAAGGGCAGCUACACAAAGUGCAUGUGCCCGGCAUCAAGAUGCCCAAAGUGGACCUCAAGGGCCCACAGAUGGAUGUCAAGGGCCCCAGGGUGGAGAUGAAAGGACCCAAGGGUGAGGUGGGUGAUCCUGACCUGGAGGUGUCACUGCCCAGCGGAGAGGUGGACAUCCAGGCUUCUGGCAUCAAGCUAGAAGGUGAAGUGGAGGCCAAAGAGAGCAAGUUGAAGAUGCCGAAGUUCAAAAUGCCAUCCUUUGGCGUUUUGGUGCCUGGCAAGAUGCUUGAGUCCUCGCUGGAGGUCUCCACACUCAAGCUGGAGGCAGACAUGGACCUACCCUCCAUCCAGGGUGAAGUGAAGAACCCUGAAGUCAGCAUUCAGCUCCCCUCCACCGACAUGGACCUGCAGGCCAGCCAGGGUUGUGUGAAGGUGCCCAUGGCAGAACUGCCCACCAGGCAUCCAGACCUCAAAGGGCAGCUGCUCAAGGUGCACAUGCAUAGCAUCAAGAUGCCCAAAGUGGAACUCAAGGGCCCACAGGUGGACAUCAAGAGCCCCAGCUUGGACUUGAAAGGAGCCAAGGGUGAUGUGGGCUCUCCUGAGGUGGACGUGUCACUGCCAAUCAUUCAGGCGGAUGUUCAGGCAGCAGGCAGCAAGCUUGAGGGUGAUUUUGGUGCCAAAGAGAGCAAGUUCAAGAUGCCCAAAUACAAGAUGCCCUCCAUCAGCAUGUCGGUCCCCGGCAAGUCCCUUGAGUCCUCUCUGGAAGUAUCCACAACCAACCUGGAGGCUGACAUGGACCUACCAACCAUCCAGGGUGAUGCAAAGACCCCUGAGGUCAGCAUUCAGCUUCCCUCCACAGACAUGGACCUGCAGGACAGCCAGGUGGGCAUGAAGCUGCCUGAGUCAGAGCUGUCCACCAGGCAUCCAGGCCUGAAAGGGCAACUGCCCAAGGUUCCGAUACCCACCAUGAAGAUUCCUAAAGUAGACCUCAAGGGCCCACAGGUUGACAUCAAGGGCCCCAGAGUGGACUUGAAAGGAGCCAAGGGUGAUGUGGGUGCUCCCGAGGUGGAUGUGUCACUGCCCAGCAUUCAGGUGGAUGUUCAGGCCUCAGGCGGUAAACUUGAGGGGGAUUUGGGGUCCAAAGAGAGCAAGUUCAAGAUGCCCAAGUUCAAGAUGCCCUCCUUCGGUGUAUCGGCCCCUGGCAAGUCCCUUGAGUCCUCCCUGGAAGUAUCCACACCCAAGUUGGAGGCCGACGUGGACCUACCCACCAUUCAGAGUGACGUGAAGAACCCUGAGAUCCACAUUCAGCUGCCUUCCCAUGACAUGGACCUCCAGGCCACUCAGGUGAGCAUGAAGUUGCCUGAGGCAGAGCUGUCCACUGGUCAUCCAGGCCUCAAAGGGCACCUUCCCAAGGAGGAAAUGCCCAAAGUGGACCUCAAGGGCCCGAAGGUCGACAUCAAAGGCCCCAGAUUGGACUUGAGAGGACUGACAGGUGACGUGGGAAUUCCUGAGCUGGAGGUGUCGCUGCCCACUGUGGAGGUGGUCAUCGAGGCUGCCGGCGGCAAGCUGGAAGGUGAAGUUGAAGCAAAAGACAGCAAGUUCAAGAUGCCCAAGUUUAAGAUGCCCUCCUUUGGCAUGUCAGCACCUGAAAAUGCCAUUGAGUCCUCCCUGGACCUAUCCUUGCCCAAACUGGAGAAUGACAUGGACAUACCCACCAUCGAGGGUGACGGGAAGACUCCUGAGGUCAGCAUUCAGCUCCCCUCCACCAACAUGGACCUGCAGGAUGGCCAAGUGGGUGUGAAGCUGACUGAGGCAGAGCUGCCCCCUGGCCAUCCAGACCUGAAAGGGCAGCUGUCCAAGGUUCAGAUGCCCAGCAUCAAGAUGACUAAUGUGGACCUCAAGGGCCCAGAAGUUGACAUCAAGGGCACCAGUGUGGAUUUGAAAAGACCCAAGGGUGAGGUGAGAGCUCCCGAGUUAGAUGUGUCACUGGCAAGAAUUGAGGUAGAUGUUCAGGCCUCAGGCGGUAAACUUGAGGGAGAUUUGGGGGCCAAAGACAGCAGGUUCAAGAUGCCCAAGUUCAAGAUGCCCUCCUUUGGCCAAUCAGCCCCCGGCAAGUCUCUUGAGGCCUCACUGGAAGUUUCCACGCCCAAGCUGGAGGCCGACGUGGUCCUACCCACCAUCCAGAGUGAAGUUAAGACCCCUGAGGUCAACAUUCAGCUCCCCUCCACUGACGUAGACCAGCAGAGUGGCCAGGUGGGCAUGAAGCUGCCCAAGGCACAGCUGCCCACCUGGCAUCCAGGCCUCAAAGGGCACCUGCCCAAGGUUCAGAUACCCACCAUGAAGAUUCCUAAAGUUGAUCUCAAGGGCCCACAGUUGGACAUCAAGGGCCCCAGAGUGGAAUUGAAAGGAGCCAAGGGUGAGAUGGGCACUUCCAAGGUGGACAUGUCACUGCCAAGUGUUCAGAUGGAUGUUCAGACCUCAGGAGGUAAGCCUGAGGAGGAUUUGGGGGCCAAAGACAGCAAGUUCAAGAUGCUCAAUUUCAAGAUGCCAUCCUUUGGGAUGUCCACUGACAAGACCCUCGACAAGACCCUCGAGGCCUUGCAUGAAGUGUCCAUGCCCAAGCUGGAGGCCAACGUGGACCUACCCGCCAUCCAGGGUGAUGUGAAGACCCCUGAGGUCAGCAUUGAGCUGCCCUCCACCAACAUGGACCUGCGGGCCAGCCAAGGGGGUGUAAAGAUGCCCAAGGCAGAGCUGUCCAUGGGGGGUCCAGGCCUGAAAGGACAGCUGCCCAAGGUGCACAUGCCCAGCAUCAAGAUGCCCAAAGUGGACCUCAAGGGCCCACAGGCGGACAUCAAGGGCCCCAGAGUGGAGUUGAGAGGACUCAAGGGUGAGGUGGGUUAUCCUGAGCUGGAGGUGUCACUGCUCAGUACAGGGGUGGACAUCCAGGCUGCUGGCAUCAAGCUAGAAGGUGAAGUGGAGGCCAAAGAGAGCAUGUUCAACAUGCCCAAGUUCAAGAUGCCCUCCUUUGGCAUGUCAGCUCCCAAAAAUACAAUCGAGUCCUCCCUGGAGGUAUUCUCGUCCAAGCUGGAGAAUGAUGUUGACAUACCCACCAUCCAGAGUGAUGUGAAGACUCCUGAGGUCAGCAUUCAGCUCCCCUCCACCAACAUGAACCUGCAGGCAGGCCAAGUGGGCGUGAAGCUGCCUGAGGCAGAGCUGCCCCUUGGCCAUCCAGAUCUGAAAGGGCAGAUGUCCAAGGUUCAGAUGCCCAGCAUCAAGAAGACUCAAGUGGACCUCAUGGGCCAACAGGUGGACAUCAAGGGCACCAGUGUGGAUUUGAAAAGACCCAAGGGUGAGGUGAGAGCUCCCGAGAUCGAUGUGUCACUGCCAUGUGUUGAGGUAGAUUUUAAGGCCUCAGGAGGUAAACUUGAGGGAGUUUUGGGGGCCAAAGACAGCAGGUUCAAGAUGCCCAAGUUCAAGAUGCCCUCCUUUGGCCAAUCGGCCCCCAGCAAGUCCCUUGAGACCUCGCUGGAAGUUUCCACGCCCAAGCUGGAGGCCGACGUGGUCCUACCCACCAUCCAGAGUGAAUUUAAGACCCCUGAGGUCAACAUUCAGCUCCCCUCCACUGACGUAGACCAGCAGAGUGGCCAGGUGGGCAUGAAGCUGCCCGAGGCACAGCUGCCCACCGGGCAUCCAGGCCUCAAAGGGCUCCUGCCCAAGGUUCAGAUACCCACCAUGAAGAUUCCUAAAGUGGAUCUCAAGGGCCCACAGUUGGACAUCAAGGACCCCAGAGUGGAAUUGAAAGGAGCCAAGGGUGAGGUGGGCACUCCCGAGGUGGACAUGUCACUGCCAAGUGUUCAGAUGGAUGCUCAGGCUGCAGGAGGUAAGCCUGAGGAGGAUUUGGGGGCCAAAGACAGCAAGUUCAAGAUGCCCAAGUUCAAGAUGCUGUCCUUUGGGGUGUCCACCACUGAGAAGACUCUUGAGGCCUCGCAUGAAGUGUCCACGCCCAAGCUGGAGGCCAAGUUGGACCUCCCCACCAUCCAGGGUGAUGUGAAGACCCCUGAAGUCAGCAUUGAGCUGCCCUCCACCGACAUGGACAUGCAGGCCAGCCAGGGAUGUGUAAAGAUGCCCCAGGCAGAUCUGUCCAUUGGGGGUCCAGGCCUGAAAGCGCAGCUGCCCAAGGUGCACAUGCCUAGCAUCAAGAUGCCCAAAGUGGACCUCAAGGGCCCACAGGUGGAUGUCAAGGGCCCCAGAGUGGAGAUGAAAGGACCCAAGGGUGAGGUGGGUGAUCCUGACCUGGAGGUGUCACUGCCCAGCGCAGAGGUGGACAUUCAGGCUGCCAGCGUCAAGCUAGAAGGUGAAGUGGAGGCCAAAGAGAGCAAGUUCAAGAUUCCCAAGUUCAAGAUGCCAUCCUUUGGCAUGUCAGUGACCGGCAAGAUGCUCGAGUCCUCACUGGAGGUCUCCACACCCAAGCUCGAGGCAGACGUGGACGUACCCGCCAUCCAGGGUGAAAUGAAGACCCCUGAGGUCAGCAUUCAGCUGCCUUCCCAUGACAUGGACCCCCAGGCCUCUCAGGUGGGCAUGAAGCUGCCUGAGGCAGAACUGCCCGCCGGGCAUCCAGGCCUCAAAGGGAACCUACCCAAGGAGGAGAUGUCCAAAAUGAACCUCAAGGGCCUGCAGGUCGACAUCAAAGGCCCCAGAGUGAACUUGAAAGGACUGAAGGGUGACCUCAGAGUUCCUGAGCUGGAGGUGUCACUGCCCAACGUGGAGGUGGACAUCCAGUCUGCUGGCAGCAACCUUGUCGGCGAUUUGGAGGCACAAGACAACAAGUUCAAGAUGCCCUCCUUUGGCAUGUCUGCACUCGGAAAGACCAUUGAGUCCUCCCUGGAGGUCUCCUUGCCCAAGCUGGAGGCUGACGUGGACCUACCUGCCAUCGAGGGUGACUUGAAGACUUGUGAAGUCAGCAUUCAGCUCCCCUCCACCGACAAGAACCUGCAGGCCGGCCAGGUGGGCAUGAAGCUUCCUGAGGCAGAGCUGCCCACCGGGCAUCCAGGCCUCAAAGAGCACGUGCCCAGGGAGGAGAUGCCCAGCAUCAAGAUGUGUAAAGUGGACCUCAAGGGCCCACAGGUGGACAUCAAGGGCCCCAGUGUGGACUUGAAAGGAGCCAAGGGUGAUGUGAGAGCUGCUGAGUUGGAUGUGUCACUGCUCAGCGUUCAGGCGGAUAUUCAGGCCUCAGGAGGCAAGCCUGAAGAUGUGGGGGCCAAAGACAGCAAUUUCAAGAUGCCCAAGUUGAAGAUGCCCUCCUUCGCCAUGUCUGCCACCGGCAAGACCCUCAAGUCCUCCCUGGAGGUCUCCACACCCAAGCUAGAGGCAGAAGUAGACCUACCCACCAUCCAAGGUGAAGUUAAGAUCCCUGAGGUCAGCAUUCAGCUGCCCUCCACUGACAUGGACCUGCAGGCCAGCCAGGUGGACAUAAAGAUGCCUGAGGCAGAGCUGUCCAUGGGGGCUCCUGGUGUGAAAGGGCAGCUGCGCAAGGUGCACAUGCCUAUCAUCAAGAUGCCCAAAGUAGACCUCAAGGGCCCAAAGGUGGACAUCAAGGGCCCCAGCAUGGACUUGAAAGGAGCCAAAGGUGAUAUGGGCGCUCCUGAGUUGGAUGUGUCACUGCCCUGCAUUCACAUGGACAUCCAGGCCACAGGCAGCAAGCUUGAGGGAGAUUUGGGGGCCAAAUACAAGUUCAAGAUGCCCCAGUUCAAGAUGCCGUCCUUUGGCAUGUCUGCACCUGGAAAGACCACCGAGUCUUCCCUGGAGGUCUCCUCGCCUAAGCUGGAAGCUGACGUGUACAUACCUGCCAUCCAGGGUGAAGUGAAGACCCCUGAGGUCAGCAUUCAGCUCCCCUCCACUGACAUGGACCUGCAGGGUGGCCAGGUGAGCGUGAAGCUGCCCACUGCAGAGCUGCCCACUGGGCAUCCAGGCCUCAAAGGGAAGCUGCCCAAGGUGCACAUGCCCAAAAUCAAGAUGCCCAAAGUGGACCUCAAGGGCCCACAGGUGGACAUCAAGGGCCCCAGCAUGGACUUGAAAGGAGCCAAGUGUGACAUGAGAGCUCCCGAGGUGGAUAUAUCACUGCCCAGCAUGAAGAUGGAUGUUCAGGCCUCAGGCAGUAAACUUGAGGGAGAUUUGGAGGCCAAAGACAGCAAGUUCAAGAUGCCCAAGUUCAAGAUGCCCUCCUUCGACAUGUCAGCCCCCAGCAAGACCCUCGAGGCCUCGCUGGAGGUGUCCACACCCAAGCUGGAGGCCCACGUGGUUCUACCCUCCAUCCAGAGUGAAGUUAAGAUCCCUGAAGUCAGUAUUCAGCUCCCCUCCACUGACGUAGACCUGCACAGUGGCCAGGUGGACAUGAACCUGCCCAAGACAGAGCUGCCCACCAGGCAUCCAGGCCUCAAAGGGCACCUGCCCAAGGUUCAGAUACCCACCAUGAAGAUUCCUAAAGUGGACCUCAAGGGCCCACAGUUGGACAUCAAGGGCCCCAGAGUGGACAUGAAAGGAGCCAAGGGUGAGGUGGGCACUCCCGAGGUCGACAUGUCACUGCCCAGUGUUCAGAUGGAUGUUCAGACCUCAGGAGGUAAGCCUGAGGGGGAUUUGAAGGCAAAAGACAGCAAGUUCAAGAUGCCAAAGUUCAAGAUGCCCUCCUUUGCCAUGUCCACUACUGGCAAGACCCUCGAGUCCUCCUUGGAGAUCUCCAUACCCAAGCUAGAGCAGGACGUGGACCUACCUGUCAUCCAGGGUGAACUGAAGACCCCUGAGGUCAGCAUUCAGCUCCCCUACACCGACAUGGACCUGCAGGCCAGCCAGGGGGGCGUAAAGAUGCCCAAGGCAGAGCUGUCCACGGGGGUUCCAGGCCUGAAAGGGCAGCUGCCCAAGAUGCACAUGCCUAGCAUCAAGUUUCCCCAAGUGGACCUCAAGGGCCCACAGGUGGACAUCAAGGGCCCCAGCAUGGACUUGAAAGGAGCCAAGGUUGAUGUGGGUGCUCCUGGGGUGGACAUGUCACUGCCCAGCGUGCAGGUGGAUGUUCAGGCUGCAGGCAGCAAGCUUGAGGGGGAUUUGGGGGCCAAAGAGAGCAAAUUCAAGAUGCCCAAGUUCACGAUGCCCUCUUUUGGCGUAUCAGCACCCAGCAAGUCCUUGCUGGACAUAUCCACACCCAAGCUGGAGGCCGACAUGGACCUACCAACUAUCCAGGGUGAUGCGAAGACCCCUGAGGUCAGCAUUCAGCUGCCUUCCCAUGACAUGGACCUCCAGGCCGCCCAGCUGAGCAUGAAGUUGCCUGCAGCAGAGCUGCCUACUGGGCAUCCAGGCCUCAAAGGGCACCUGCCCAAGGAGAAGAUGCCCAAAGUGCACCUCAAGGGCCCACAGGUCAACAUCAAAGGCCCUAGAGUGGACUUGAGUGGACCCAAGGUUGAUGUGGGAGUUCCCGAGAUAGAGGUGUCACUGCCCACUGUGGAGGUGGAUGUCGAGGCUACCAGUGACAAGCUGGAAGGUGAAGUGGAGGCCAAAGACAGCAAGUUCAAGAUGCCCAAAUUCAAGAUGCCUUCCUUUGGCAUGUCCACACCCAGAAAGACCAUCGAGUCCUCCCUGGAGGUAUCCUUGCCCAAGCUGAAGGCUGACAUGGACCUUCCCGCCAUCAAGGAUGACUUGAAGACCCCUGAGGUCAGCAUUCAGCUCCCCUCCACCAACAUGGAUCUGCAGGCCAGCCAGGUAGGCGUGAAGCUGCCCGAGGCAGAGCUGCCCAUUGGGCAUCCAGGCCUCAAAGGGCUGCUGCCCAAGGUGCACAUGCCCAGAAUCAAGAUGCCCAAAGUGCACCUCAAGGGCCCACAGGUGGACAUCAAGGGCCCCAGCAUGGACUUGAAAGGAGCCAAGGGUGAUAUUGGCGCUCCUGAGUUGGAUGUGUCACUUCCCAGUGUUCAGGUGGAUGUUCAGACUUCAGGAGGUAAGCCCGAGGAGGAUUUGGGGGCCAAAGACAGCAAUUUCAAGAUGCCUAAGUUCAAGAUACCCUCCUUUGGCAUGUCGGCCCCUGGCAAGUCCCUUGAGUCCACCUUGGAGGUCUCCACACCCAAGCUUGAGGGAGACGUACACUUACCCACCAUCCAGGGUGAAGUGAAGACCCCUGAGGUCAACAUUCAGCUGCCCUCCACUGACAUGGACCUGCAGGCCAGCCAGGUGGGCUUGAAGAUGCCCAAGGCAGAGCUGUCCAUGGGGGGUCCAGGCCUGAAAGGGCAGCUGCCCAAGGUGCACAUGCCUAGCAUCAAGAUGCCCAGUGUGGACCUCAAGGGCCCGCAGAUGGACAUCAAGGGCCCAAGACGGGGCGUGAAAGACACCACGAGUGAGGUGGGUACACACAAGCUGGAGGUCUCACUGUCCACUGCAGAGGUGGACGUCCAGGCUGCCAGCGGCAAGCUGGAGGAGGGUGAAGUGGAGGCCAAAGAGAGCAAGUUCAAGAUGCCCAAGUUCAAGAUGCCCUCCUUCACCCUGUCUGCAACCAGCAAGACCCUCGAGGCCUCACUGGAAGUGUCCACGCCCAAGCUGGAGGCUGACAUGGCCCUGCCUGCCAUCCAGGGUGACAUGAAGACCACAGAUAUCGGGGUUUCGCUGCCUGCAGUCAAUGUAGACCUGCAGGCAAACCAGUUGUGCGUGAAGCUGCCUGAGGCAGAGCUGCCCACCGAGGGCACAGACCUAAAAGGGCACCUGCCCAAGGUGCAUAUGCCCAGCAUCAAGUUGCCCAGAGUGGACCUCAAGGGCCCACAAGUGGACAUCAAAGUCCCCAGUGUAGACUUAAAAGGACCCAAGGGUGAGGUGGGCACACCCGAGCUGGAGGUGUCACUGGCCAGUGCGGAGUUGGAUGUCCAGGCUGCCAGUGGCAGGCUGGAGGGUGAGAUAGAGGCAAAAGACAGCAAGUUGAAGAUGUCUAAGUUCAAGAUGCCCUCCUUUGGCAUGUUGGCACCUGGCAACACCAUCGAGUCCUCCCUGGAGGUCUUCUCACCCAAGCUGGAGGCUGACGUGGACAUACCCGCUAUCGAGGGUGACGUGAAGACCCCUGAGGUUGGUAUUCAGCUUCCCUCCAUGAACAUGGACCUGCAGGACAGCCAGGUGGGUGUGCAGCUGCCUGAGGCAGAGCUGCCCACUGGGCAUCCAGGCCUGAAAGGGCAGCUGCCCAAGGUGCACGUGCCCAGCAUCAAGAUGCCCAAAGUGGACCUCAAGGGCCCACAAGUGGACAUCAAAGUCCCCAGGAGGGACUUGAAAGGAUCCAAGGGUGAAGUGAGCACUGCCGAGCUGGAGGAGUCACUGCCCAGUGUGGAGAUGGAUGUCCAGGCUGCCGCCAGCAAGCUGGAGGGUGAAGUGCGGGCCAAAGAGAGCAAGUUCAAGAUGCCCCAGUUCAAGAUGCCCUCCUUUGGCAUGUCAGCCCCCACCAAGACCCUUGAGGCCUCGCUAGAGGUUUCCAUGCCCAAGUUUGAGGCUGACGUGGUCCUGCCAGCCGUUGAGGGUGACAUGAAGACCCCUGAGGUCAUCAUUCAGCUCCCCUCCACUGAGCAGGGUCCUCACACCAUUCCCCCUAGCCAGCACUCUUAUCCCAAGGGUCCUCUGUCUCCUAUGGUUCAGAGUCAUGUGACUUUCCCUACAUUCCAUAGACCACGCUUUGUGGUUUCUAUGCCACUCACAGUGGCUCCUGAGGACGACUCUGGCUCCACAGAGCAUGGUCCUAUCUCACUCCUCAGCCAGGAGCCUAGGCAGGACUGCUCUGCUCCUGCAGCAAAGGUAUCCCAGCUGCCAUUAUCCCAGCCAUCACCCACAGCUGUCCCUGUGUCCCUGGUGGUGCCAGAACUCCUGGGCCCUUCUACAGGACGAGCUGCUGCAGGGGGUGCUGAGCAGGAGGGGAGGGGAAGUCCCUCCAAAACUCCUCGCUUCAAGUUGCCAUUGUUCAGCUGGUCACCAAAGAAGGAGGCCAGGCCCAUGGGGGACAGCAUGUGCCUCCUGGAAGACCCCACAGAUAGCCUAGCCUUGGGUCUGGAUCAUGAGGACUCCCAUCCUGGGGAUCAGGACGCCCAAGUGGAGGCACACAUGGCCCUGCCUGCAGAGAAGACAAGUGACUUGGGUAGCACCAGGAAGGCUGGCUUUGCCCUGCGGAGAUUGGUCCUUCCCAAGCUAAAGUCGUCCAAAGGCUCAGCUGGCCUGAGGCCACAGGAAGACGAAGACACUGUGCUUUCUAGCAGUACAGCUGCAGGUGACUGUGGAGCCAUAGAAAGGGGUGGUAGUGAGGGUAGCAUAGGCAGCACAGGUUUUCCUGGAGGACCCCAAGAAGCAAGGGAUGUGGCCCUCCAGCUACCACAGACCCCUGCCUCCAGUGUGGGCUCUGUGAAAAUGGAUCUCAGGUCUUUUCCGGCAGAGCAGGGGGCAAGCCAGUGUGAUGUUGAUCCUGGGUGUGACUGGGCAAUGGGAGGAGGCAGCAAAGGACUUGGGCUCAGGGGCAGCUCAGCCAGAAAGCCCCAGGGGGAAGGGAUAGCCCCCACCACAGAAGGCCCCCUGAAGGCACCCUUAGGACACACAGACAGAGUCCCCUCCCUGAACAGCCCAGAGGAGGCCCCCACUACUGGGGAGCCCACAGCCGAUUCACAGGAGCGAUGGUUCAGAAUGCCCAGACUCCGUGUUCCUGGCUUCAGGCGGCUGUCAUCUAAGGAGCAAGGCGAGGCCCAGGGACAGGAUGUGGCUCAGGUGCACUUGCCUGUGGCCGCUGUACCAGCAGAAGCACCAGCAGCCACUGGUGUCCCAGUGUUCUGUGUCCCUGGAUCAGAAGUGGAGGCCAGUGUGUUCCUACAGCCUGUAGACACAGAAGUCACGGUGACAGCUCCUGGGACUGCAUCCUAUGCAGAUGUUCUAAAGCGUGAUCGCGACCGCUGGGCCUUGAAACUGCACCCUCCUUCCGUGAAGCUGUCUGGAGGGGACCAGCCCCACUCUAAGGGCCAGGUUUGUGCAGUGGAAGGCUCCCUCCCCUGUCAGAAGCCCAUUGGGAGGCCUUCAGAAGCCCAGGCUCCUGCAGCAGAGUGGUGCAAGGUGAAGGACAGAGCAGAGCUGCAGACCUGCCAGCCAGAAGGACCUGUGCCACUGAGGGUGUCCAGCACUGAUGUGCCAUCCCAGGACUCUGUGCUGGACACACGGCAGCUCUGGGAAGACUCUGUGCUCACCGUCACAUUCCCCAAGCUCAGGGUGCCCAGAUUCUCUUUCCCAGCCCCGGGUGCAGAGACGGCUAUGUUCUUCCCCGUGGUGAAGGACAUAUGCCAAGAAGAGGUGGGUGCAGACCCAGGACUGGGGCUCUGGGGCUCCAGUAUCCUGAGGGCAGGCCCUGGGGACCCUGGGGAGCAGCCUGUGGGCCCCAGCCACCCCUUGGAAGGUUCCCCAGUGUCCACAGUGAAGGUGCACAUCCAGGAAGCACAGGCCAAGAGUCUCGAGGUUGUGGUUUGCAGCCCGGUGAUGCAAGAGCGAGUACAGUGCCUGGUUCCUGAGGCCUUUUCCACACAGAGAGUGAGGGAAUUGGAGAUCCCUGCAUCCCCUGUACAGAUGCCUUCUUAUGGAUUUUCUCUGCUGAAGCUGAAGACCCCAGGGCCUCCUGCUCAGGCUCCAGGCUCAGGGGCACAGGAGGGGUCUGCCGCACCCAGAGCAGACUCCUGCCCUGAAGACAGUACCCCUGAUGCCACAGAGCCAUUCGAGGUGAUCUCGGGCAGCACCAGCCUCCCGGGGCUGCAGACACUCAGGUCUGACGACCCCGCCAGGCCUCCACCUGCAGGCAGCGGCUCUGACCCUGAUGAAGAGCCGGCAGAAAUCCUAGAAUUUCUGCCUGAGGAUAGCGUGGAGGCCUCGGCCCAGCUGGUGGCCGAAGACAAAGCUCCAAAAGGGAGGCCAGAAGGAAAAAAGCCUUCUGGUCUGUUGUGGUCCUGGCUUCCGAACAUCGGGUUCUCCCCUGUCAGUGAAACUAUCGCUGACUCCAGAGAUGACACCCAAAGAUCUGUUCCUGUCCUGACCCAGCCGGGGCCUCAGCCAGACCUGGAACCACCCAAGAGGCAGGAGAGGGUGGGCUGGUUCCGGUUUCCCAAAUUAGGCUUCUCCUCCUUGCCCACCAAGAAGACCAAAAGCACAGAGGAGGAAGAGGAGGAGGCAGCCCUGGCCGAGCAGAAGCUCCAGGAAGAAAGUGUCACUUUUUUUGAUGCCAGGGAAAGCUUCUCACCUGAGGAGGAGGAGGAGGGCCAGCCGGCCAUGAGGGCCCCAGGCACCACAGACAUGGUGGCGUCCUUGGCAAGAACAGAGUUAAUCCUGCUGGAGCCAGAUACUCCCGCUGAUGAGGAAUCUGCACCCAGACCAACAAGCAAAUGAAGGCCAGACGGGUGCAGUGUCAGGGCAGCACCCAGGCUGCAGCAUGGAGCACCCUGUCCCGGCCCCACAUGAUACCCUUGAUUCACAGGUGAAUGAAGCAGAGCUUGGCGAGAACCUCAGCACCUCACAUUGCCCAGCUCCCACCAGGCUGUGGAGGCAAAGAAGGCACACUGACUCCUCAAAGGGAAGAUCCUGGUGUCCACAUGUCUCCUGGCAUCCUGCUGUUCCUCCAGGGUGCUCAUUCCUGAACCCAGAACCCAGCUGUGUACACCCUGUAGCCUGGCCUGGCUGGAGCUGGCUCAGCGCCCCCUGGAGGCAAUAAAGGAAGCAAUGCACCCCAGGGGAGAGGCUGCUGAGCUCUUCUGUUC
Messenger RNA from Fukomys damarensis (Damara mole-rat), 20181 nucleotides. It is a transcript of the gene Ahnak2, whose product is annotated as AHNAK nucleoprotein 2. Bases 89 to 19813 code for a protein of 6574 amino acids. The transcript has 4 exons. Lineage: Eukaryota; Metazoa; Chordata; Mammalia; Rodentia; Bathyergidae. The record is from RefSeq and is a predicted model, not a curated record. Gene Ontology annotation, molecular function: protein binding. Gene Ontology annotation, cellular component: nucleus; costamere; cytoplasm. Gene Ontology annotation, biological process: regulation of RNA splicing.